CCUUAGACGAUACUGUACACCGCAAUACGAUGCAGGGUGAAAUUUGUCGUGCUCACUCACUCUGGCCUGACAGGCCUUGAUUAACGAUGAAGAUGGCGACAGGCCUCGAGUUCAGCGAAGAAGAAGAUUUGCUCGCCGAUGAGACUAUCGAGGAGCGGGAUCCUAAUUUAGUGGAGGAGAGAUUUCGCGUAGACCGACGUAAACUUGAGCAAAUGCUUCAAGCUGCAGUAGCAGGAUGUGGACAAACAGGCGAGGAGUUCUUCCAGAAGAUUAUGGAAGAAACGGCAACCACGAUAACAUGGCCAUCGAAACUCAAGAUCGGAGCGAAAUCAAAGAAAGAUCCCCAUAUUAAGGUAGCUGGCUUGCCAGACUCUGUACGACAAGCAAAAGAGAAAGUCAUGGCAGUCUUAGAUACAAAGUCAAACAGGGUGACUCUUAAAAUGGAUGUCUCUCAUACUGAUCACUCCCAUAUUAUUGGAAAAGGAGGAGGGAAUAUUAAGCGAGUUAUGCAAGACACUGGAUGUCACAUUCAUUUUCCUGACUCAAACAGAGGAGCUACCAAUGAAAAGAGUAAUCAAGUGUCUAUUGCUGGCCAACCUUUGGGCGUGGAAAGUGCAAGACAGCAAAUCCGGGAUUUACUGCCUUUGGUUCUGACAUUUGAUUUACCCUUGAGUGGUAGACUACCAACAGAUGCCAAUUCACCAACUAUCCAGCAUAUAGCCCAAACCUGCAAUGUCUCAAUUUCUUUCAAACAGAGACCUAGAGUGGGAAAUCAAACAGCAAUUAUAAGAGGAUUACAGCAGCAUAUUAGUGGCAUAAAGGAUGCUAUUGCCCAUCUUGUUGGACACUUAACUGCAAAAAUAGCUUCUUCAGUUCCAGUGAACAUGCAGAUAGAUAUUGCACCUCAGCAUCACUUAUUUAUAAUUGGAAGAAAUGGUAUUAACAUCAAGCAAAUCAUGCAAAGGACAGGAGCAAAUAUUUUAUUUCCUGAUCCCAAUGGCACACAAAGGAAAGGCACCGUAUUUCUUACUGGAACAGUUGAUGCCGUCAUUGAAGCAAGAUCCCAGCUUAUCGAUUGUCUGCCCCUGAUAUUGAUGUUUGAUUUGAGAGAGGAAGAUGGAGAUCCAGAUAUACCAAAUUUGAAUAAGAUAAUGGAGGCAUAUGAUGUGUUUGUCAGUGUAAAACCAAAACCCAAGCAGCCAAGCAAGUCUGUGAUUGUGAAGAGUGCAGAAAAAAAUGUUGCAAGGAUGUACAUUGCAAGACAAGAAAUUCUAGGACUGGAUGGUAAUGAAAAUCUUGCAGUGUCAUCAACAAUCUCAACAUCAAGCUCAGUUGAUCACGGCAUCUCAUCCUCAGACAAUAUGUCAAGAAAUUACUUCAGUAAGCUCAGCCUCAGCUCAUCACCCCCUGGUUAUGUGUAUGGCCACAUGAAUGGACACACAAGUCCCAUGUUGAGUCCUGUUGAUCCAGCAUCCAACAACCCACAUCCAUGGUUUACCUCAACCAUGGCUCCAACAUCGCCCACAAUCUCGAAUAUAAUUGGUGGUUUAGUGGCCCCACCAAUUAAUCCUCUUAUGAACCGCUCAACAACGUAUCCAAGCAAUCCUCCACCUCCCCCUGGCCUUGGUCCACCAGUGACAAUGGCUUCUAUGCAUAACAAUGUUCCGGGUGGUUAUGUUAUAAAUUAUUCUGGAUCUAUGCCUAGCUCAGAUGGUUACAUUGGCGGCAUGAGUAUAGGUGCAGAACAAAGUCAUAAAUCACAGGAUCACCUGAGUCGAAGAGCUAUUAGUCCCCAGGGACAAAGAACACCAAGCCCUGAAGACAGACAGAGUCUAAGUGGCAGUCCUAUGAGACGAAGCUCAUCUGGAAGUUUGAGUCCUAGAAGUCCUACGUGCACAAGCCCAAUGACAUUUGAGGAUGAUGCCAAUCAUAACAGCGUGGCCAGCGGAAAUGACCUGACUGACUCUAUCCCAUAUCACGACGCUAAGACGCACGGCAGCAAUGAUGGAACCCUAAACCCAGUUGGAUCCUCUGCCACCCAUGGUCCUAAAAGACAAAGUGUUCAAAUAUUGUCUGGUGCUAAAAAUGUUAGUCUUCGUAAUAGUACCUCAAGUCUUAAUUCAGAUCCCAGUGAACCAGAUGACAGCCUUAGUUCGUCUUUGUCGCUCUUGCAGAAACUUCUACCAAAUACCCCGGCUCAACCGGCUGAUAUUUACGACCAUAUGAAGUCCAUGGCGACUGUUGCCAUGCAAAAGAAAGUAGUUGUGAAUGAAGUGAGGAUACCAACAAGCACCUGGAGCGGUCUCGGAUUCUCCAAAUCAAUGCCGGAAUCAGCAAUUAAAGAAUUACUGGAUUUCAGGGCCCAUAGCAAAGGGAAUCUUUUACCUUAUAAUGGAUCAAUCAAUGGAAGUUUUGAAUCUACCGAUACAUCCUCUCUGUUCAGCUCAGGUCCCAGAGAAUCGCGGAAUAGAAGUGGAUUUGAGUCUACGCUUAGACCAGAACGCCUUGACGAAGAAGAAUUACCUGCUGAGUGUAACAGACCAGGAACCAUCGGCUCAAGGCGGAAUAGCUGUUCAUCCACAUCUUCUUCAACGUGUUCAGAUCUUCGGGAUCUGUUCGAGAAAGUUGGUCUGGAAAAGUAUCUGUUAACCUUUCAAGAACAAGAGGUGGACUUGCCGACGUUCCUGACUUUGACAGACGACGACCUCAAGGAACUGGGAAUAACUGCUUUUGGCGCACGAAAGAAAAUGCUUCUGACAAUUCAGGACCUGAAAAAGAAACCCAGCCAUGAAAUAAAGCAACCGAGUUCAGGCUCAACAGACCGUGCCGGACCAUCGGGGAGCCUAUUUUCAGACAACGAUUUUGGACCUCUCCCGUUCUACAGACGUCAUCAGAUUGGAAUAGCAAGUAAAAGUGGGAAAUGGUGACUUCCUUGAAAACUUACUUCACCUAUUUUAUGUACUGUAAGUAACUGAUAACAGAGUUGCCAUGACUUACGUGUUUCUUGCUUAUGGUUUCUCCGGCAACUUUUCACGACUCCGCAUCUUAAAGAAAGUUGCCCAAAAGUCGCGCUUAGUGAUGAUAACUUAAGAAUUAUCGUGCUUUUUUGUCGGCGUGUUCUCAAAACUGGAACUUACUUGGUUUAGUUAGUCGAAGGCCGCUUUAGAUAUAAGGGUGUGCUAGUUCUGACUUAACGGGAGAAAUUAUAAUGAGAUUGUCGUUUAUCAACUCGAUGUGCGCAGAGGAAACCCAUGUGCUAUCAGAGGAAACCCAUUCAAUUAUAUUAAACAACAACGUGUAAAUGAUUUUGGUUGGGUCGCUAACGUCCAACUGGUCCAGAGAUUGUAAAUAAUACACGUUAAUGCCGAAAGCGCAUUCUGCAUCAUUUUAUUGUCUAAUUUAUAGUUUAUGUGCAGGUUAAGUUAAUCAUACACAGGGGAGUGAACUUCACACAUUUCUCCCACUUCAUUUUUAUUGGGAAUGUUGCUGAUUAUUGCCACUAUCGCGUAAACGACUUUUCUACAAUAUUUACUCAAAGAAAACUUAAAAGGAAUGUAUCUGAUUAAAGGACUAACAUUGUUUCGGAAACUGUUUACAGUAGGAAAGGUGUUUGGCAGGUUUGUCUCUAAGCAUCACCGGCAAAGAAUGUCGACAAGUUGAGAAAUAAAUUACGCCUUUUUAAUAGUUGGGGACGGGGGGAAGGAUCAACAAUUAGUCAGGCCGAGGGUGUAAGAGAAGUUUCGCAGGAAAGAAAAUUAAAGAGAAAAUUAAAGGUACAGCGAAAUCCCUCGAAGAAACAUUAAUAUUUUUUCCUGUGUUGUUUUCUAAGUUCACUCUUCUGUCUGUUAAGGUUACCUAAUUAAUAUUAUACAAAGUUUGGUAGAUAUACGCAAAAGAAAGGAGAGGUUUUAAAUUUAUUGGGAACAAGAUAUAACUUAAGGAGCUUCAGACAUAAGUCAGAUGCAUAUUAAUUUUAUAGAAAUUUUAUACUCAUAAGAAGCGAAUUCCUACCUUGGGUUUUUAAACAUCCUUAUCUCGAAAGUGCAACAAUUUGAACACCUAUUUAUACAUGUGUUUUAACAUGUUUUCCAAACUUUGAAACACACAAUUCAUGAAUUUGACGAGGACAGAGAAACUGUUGCAAGAACACAGUCUAUUGAAAUUCACUUGUCAACUGCAUAACACUUAUACACUCAUUAUGCAUUGCGUGACACAUAACAUGUGCAUCCUUCGAAAGUCGAGGGGCAUUGCAUUUUCAUGGUAGUUAACAUUUACUAAGAGAGCAUCAGUCCUACAACGGCUGUAACUGUUUGAUUUCUCUUUUAUUUUUCAAUUCAAAACUACUGUCGACAGAAGCGACUAAGUUUCACUAUUGCAGGCGAAGAAUUGGUUGAAUUUGCCGUAAAAUCACCACUCUGGUAUAGCGGGUUAGAUUCAUUUUUUACGGUUCAAAAUACAGGCAAGGACCGUUUUCGUGUGAAAAUUCCUGGAGAGGGUAUGUCUUUGUAUUGUAUAAUUCAUGUUCCGGCGUGGUACACAACAGUUGUGAACAAGCUACAGUUUUCUUUUUAAGAGUCAUAUCGCGUUGUGACAUUUUUAACUAGUGUGAGAGAUGUAAGACAAACAAGUUAAAAGGUGUGACGUCGCUUACUGUAUGCAAUAUCAACUCGUCUUAGCCCUCCAUGGAUUUUGUUCCCGACUCUUUGGCAGUCAACGCUUGAGGCGUGGUCUGAGCAAAAUACAUUUCGCGAAAAGCUCAUUCAAGUGUUCAACAAACAACCGUGAAAUGUGUUACAAAUUCAAAAGAGAAAAUGAUAAAAAUUUAUAUAAAACAUAUACAGAGACAAGGUGGCAAUUACUGAAAGCACAAAUUUGCUGUGGUCACACGUUACGGAAAAAAACACAAAAGUAAUUUUAAAGGGUUAGUAAAGAUUGUCAACUUCUUAACGUAUUGGAUUGAUUUACAGACUUGCAUGUUUAAACUAGUGCAUGUAAAUGAAUUGUAUUUAACAUUAGUGGUGAAGCAAAGCUUUACUUCUCGUAGAAUGUUGGAAGUUUGCUCAAGGACGCCUUGCUGUGUGUUUAAGACUUUAGAAUAUGGAACGAGGUCAUUCUCAAAAAAAAAAAAGAAAAAAAAAAAAGAAAGAAAAAAAAAAGAAUUGGACAAUUACCGGAGAUCUGAACAAGCGUGCAUGUAUGUACGAAAAUGUAUAUCGGUAGUCAUUGGGCGUUUCCGAAAACUGAUGGGAAAUUUCCGGAGAGGAGUGCCAUGCUCACCACUAAUAAGAAGCCUAAGCAUAGACGUUUAUGAGACGCGAAAAGCAGCCAGAAGUUAAAGAUUAUUGCCCUGGCUUGACUCGCAACAGAUCUUUUUAAGGCUUUGCAGUGGGUUCCUUGAUGUCGAAACGAAAGGGAAGAAGUUACUUCCGGGCGACGUAACCGUCUCAUAAACGUCCGUGUUCAUUUUUUUUUUUGUAACGAUAUCAAGUGAUUACCGACUAGAAUCGAGUUUGAUUUACCGCAGAUUACUCAGGACAAGCUUUCUAUCUGGCCAUUGUAGAAUAUACAUGUACUAGUUGUGCAACAGAAGCUUUUCAUAGAAAGUAUUACAUUUGUGUUGGUUUGUUUUUUUAUUCAAGGUCCCGUUUGUCGAAAGUCCCGGUAACUUAACGGGCCCAAGGCCACGUUUUAAAUCAACAUUUAAAGGAUAGCAAAGCAGGUUCUGGCACCCAAACCAGUCCUUUUGGUCCCUUUAGCUGAUAGUUUUAUUGUACCAUUUUCAAAACUUUUGACAUCCCCAUUUUGAAUGAAAACAGAACAGCUUUAUGGGUCCGUUAAGUUACCGAGACUUUCGGGAAAUGGGCCCCUGGCGAGGUGCCUUCAGUUUAUUUUUGAAAGAGAUUUUAUUUUAAUUAUCCGUUUGCGCUCAAAUCAGUGUAAGGUAUAAAAUUACACACACAACUGAAUUUAUACUUUUUAAUGAUUGCACUUCUUUCAACAACUAACCCAUUCAGCCCUAUGAUUAUUAAACCAUUUAUUAAACCGUGAUUCGCAACAUCUGUUUCUUAAUUAUAUAUUGCUCUAACAAAGAGAUAAUAUUGAAGAUGAUCAACGAUGGGGCUGAAAGGGUUAAAAACUGGAAUUGUGCUCACUGCGCCCUAUUGUAGAGGGCAAACUAUUUUUAUUUCACGGCCAAACCAUUUCAAUGAACGUGCAAUGGUAAUUUAAAAGCUACGUUUGAUGGUGCAAAAACAACGUAGUUCUGGAACAGAAUAAAUAUUUUUGAAACGUAAA
Stylophora pistillata is the source of this 6294-nucleotide messenger RNA. RefSeq names its product protein bicaudal C homolog 1. Gene Ontology annotation, molecular function: RNA binding; protein binding. Gene Ontology annotation, cellular component: cytoplasm. Lineage: Eukaryota; Metazoa; Cnidaria; Anthozoa; Scleractinia; Pocilloporidae. The record is from RefSeq and is a predicted model, not a curated record.